Molecule: messenger RNA, 573 nt
Organism: Cryphonectria parasitica EP155
Lineage: Eukaryota; Fungi; Ascomycota; Sordariomycetes; Diaporthales; Cryphonectriaceae
Product: acyl-CoA N-acyltransferase
Exons: 2
Coding region: 1-573 (190 amino acids)
Biological process (GO): N-terminal peptidyl-methionine acetylation
Cellular component (GO): NatB complex
Molecular function (GO): protein-N-terminal amino-acid acetyltransferase activity
Source: RefSeq, a predicted model, not a curated record
AUGGCAAACUUCAGGCGCUUUAGGCCCGACGACGUGAACAAGUUCUCAAAAUGCAACCUCGACCCCUUCACCGAGACAUAUGAGCUCAGCUUCUAUCUGCAGUACUACGCAAAAUGGCCUUCACUGUUCCAGGUUGCAGAGGACCAGGACGGCAACAUCAUUGGCUACCUAAUGGGCAAGCUCGAGUCCUCCCCAGCGUACUACAAGGGCUCCGAGCACUACCUCCCCUGGCACGCCCACAUCACCGCCCUCACUGUAGCCCCCGAGGCCCGCCGCCUGGGCAUCGGCAAGCUCCUGUGCGAGCAGCUCGCCGCGGUGGCAGACGCCAGCGACGCCUGGUUCGUCGACCUCUUUGUGCGCGCGUCCAACCGCAAGGCCAUCACUUUCUACGAGAACCUGGGGUACAGCGUCUACCGUGUUGUCAAGGACUACUAUGGCGACAACCCGGAGGAUCCCACGCGGGACGGGGAGGAUGCGUAUGAUAUGCGGCUGGCGCUCAAGAGGGAUGUCAAGAGGCAGCAUGUGAGGGAGGAUGGCAUGGCGCAUGAGGUCAAUCCAGAGGACGUGUGGUGA